UACCGAGAGGAUGGAACGCUCCCUCUUUUGUAUGUAAGUCGAGACGCAGAGUUAGUCUUGGCGUAGUCUUGGCUCUGAAGAUUAGCUCCUUCACUUACACAGCAGGACCGCAAUGAGCCAGCCACUAAAACGGACAUUCCAUGGAUGCCUGACAUGCCGCCGAAGAAAGGUGCGGUGUCUGGGCGGGAACCCGUGCCUGAACUGUUCCCGCAUGAGCGUGACCUGCCACAGCUCUUUCGAUACCAACCUCCGCAUCCGCAUCUCGACACCAACAGGCCAGAAAGACUUAGAAGCGAAACCUCCGGCCCAGAAGUCGAGAAAGGCACAGAAACCGGCCAGCCCUGCGGCACCAGCUCCUGUGAUCGUCACUGACAGUAGCGUUCCUCUCGCAACGAGCUGGCCUUCUCCGGACGGGCCUUUCCCACACCAUGCCGCCGUCUUUGACCCCGAACAGUCGAAUUUUGACACCCUCGCCGCCCCUUUAGCAUCCGCCCAGGAAGCAUCGUACCUCAAUCCUUUGCAACACCCGGCAAUAUGGGAUGUGGGCACUUCCCCGCUGGACAGCCAGCCCUUCGAACAUGCUUUCAACCCAUACUUGGAAUCACAACCCGCAACCCCAUUUAUAUGUCCGCCGCUUUCUCUCGAUUCCUCAACCAUGUGGGCACCAGACUUCCAGCAUACCAGUUCACCCUUCGCUUGGAAUGCCGCCUCCUGGAAUAGCCUGGAACAAGAAGAACUGGGUAGGGACUGCCGACUGGCUGGGACGCAGCCGCCACAGGGAGCUGGAUAUCGGGGAUCAAAGGGGUGGUGAUAGGAUGAGUAGGAUGAAGCCCGAAAUUGACUCGCUGUGAUACGCAAAGGAGAAGAAGGCCAUGGCAGGGUAGGAUUUUGCCUGCGGAUCUAACGAGAUCAUGAAUGAAGCAAACGGACGAGGGACUCCGAAGGAGACGAGUGACUAGGAGGAUUGACUUGUGUUGAAUAUGCGAAUAGCAAGGGUGGGAGGCUAGGCAAUAUAUCAUGGAAGAAAUAGGUUAUGAUGUUAGUGAUGGAAUACUCUAGUAGGACCUUGCGGCAACACUGGGUGAAUGGCCGUCAUCAAUUUCAAUCUAGUAACGUGGACGCAGUAUACAGUACGAAAUAAUCCGCAAUUCGACAGUAUUCA
Chaetomium strumarium is the source of this 1162-nucleotide messenger RNA. RefSeq lists its product as uncharacterized. Gene Ontology annotation, molecular function: zinc ion binding; DNA-binding transcription factor activity, RNA polymerase II-specific. The record is from RefSeq and is a predicted model, not a curated record. Lineage: Eukaryota; Fungi; Ascomycota; Sordariomycetes; Sordariales; Chaetomiaceae. Bases 113 to 811 code for a protein of 232 amino acids. The transcript has 2 exons. Gene Ontology annotation, biological process: regulation of DNA-templated transcription.